CGAAUCUCCCAGCUCCGUGUUUUUAUUCCAAUUAGUUUUAUGUUUUGGAGUUUAACAACAUAAGAAGUGGCAACGAAGAAGUUUUAUGUGAACCUGAGGAUGAAGACUUUCACUGUGGCUGUGUUCCUACUUCACAUCGAGUGGAGUCUGGGGUCAGAAUGUGGGGAAGUCAAAAUAUUGAACAAUGGAAAAGCUGUUAAUUGUUCAUGCCCCUACCUGGACUGGUCUAAGUUGAAGAUUAAUUCUCAGUCAAGCCUGUCACUAGAAGACUGUGGAAUAUCACAUAUUAUUAACAUUACCGACACUCAAGGGUUGGAGAAACUGAAUCUCGGGAAAAACAAACUGCGGGAAAUCCCACAAGAGUUUCUUAACAGGUUACCAAAGUUAAGGGAUCUGAUUCUAAUUGACAACCCUCUAGAAAACAUCCCGCUCAGUUUUAUCAGGAAAAUGAACGUCAGCUUUAGUUGUUCUUGCCAUGUCUUGGAAGGUAUAUACGGCAGUUGCAAUGGGUCCAAGAACUGCACGAGUUCUCUAAACAACUUUACCUGCGUUAGACCAGACAAAUUUGAAUCGGACUAUUUGGGCAAAUACUACGAAAAUGAGUGCGCAGUUUCAAUCCUUGUCUGCACCCUUGUUCCGAUCUUGAUUGUUGUUGUCAUUGCGACCGUUGUUGUGGUGCUGGUGAAAUAUCGCUCGCGAAUCGGCUCUCACUUCUCGCCACCUCCAAGCAAACGGCAGUCGGUGUGCUCGGCGGACCAGGGGCAACAGCGGUACGCAAGCACAGCCGACUGGAAAGACACAGCAGCCGACUCGCGUGGAGCUGCCUCUGGGGCCCCUCACAAGGACUAUGAGAACGUCUUCAUGGGGGACUCGAACAAGGCAAGGAGAAAUCAGAAUCCUGAUAAUACGUACUAUCUGGAGAGUGAUGCAGGCUGUGAAAUUUACCAAAACGAGCAGCCUGUCUACUGUAACUACACCGGGCCGGCAGAUAAAGUGGAGGAAGACAUAUACAUAGUACCUGACAAUUAAGUACAGUGCUGGGAAUCCCCAAAUGUGUAAAAAGACUACCAAGUAGACAUUUUAACCCAUUUCCCUCUUAUAAUUGUCUUCAAAACUAUUCUUUCAAGAUCCUGGACAGAGAGCAGGAACCACUCUACUAGAGCACAUGGAUCUCAGUAUCAAAAUCCGCAGCUUAACCCAAACAACUGUAACUCAACAAAACCAUCAGCAUCACAACCUAAACUCUGCUUUUCUAGGCAACAUUCGACCUCAACAUAUGUGGACUACAAAGGGAAAUCGGGAAACUCAUAAAACAGCAGAAACCCACCCGAUAUCCAUCAGAAGAUUAAGAACUCGAGCAAGCAUUAGGACCCUUCCAGGAUUAUGUUGAAACCAAUUAGCUAACUGUUCAUCGUAUUGUUGAUAAUUUUUUUUUCUCAUGGUAAGUUCAUCAAGAGGAGGUUGUAGUUAGGAGCAGAACGCUGAGAUGAUGUGCCUUUUCCUUACGUGGCUUUGUGUCUGCAGUUUGAUACAAUCAGAAUGACUGAGAUUUAAGAUUGGAAUGGAGAGGAGACUGGGGAGUCAGAACUGCAGGAAUCAGCAAGGACAUCAAGAACUAGUUUACAGGAGCAGGAACUGCCAGUCAGUAAAUGUUUAGGUAUUAAAAUCCAAGAUAUUGAGGAAAGAAGGAACUAGUCAGAGGAACUAAGAGAAGCUGACUAAUGAAAGGAAUAAUUAGUCAGAAUGUUCGUUAUCUGUUCAGUGGGUUCUGGCAGAUUUGGCACUAUGCCAGGAGGACACUAUCUGUACACUGGGUCUACACUGGAAGCACACUCGGAGUAUAAUUGAAGUAUCCCGGACAGAGCAGAGACAAUCUGACAUCACAACGGGAACAUACUGGGAUGACACCGAUAGCAUACAGAGGGUAUACAUGGACAUUUGUAGCAAAUCGCACUUACCUGAAUGAAUCAACAAUCAAGGAUGGUUUGAACUAAAUCUGCCACAUAUAUCUGGGUCCUAUCAGACCCAGGUUGAGCAGAUAUUGCAGGGUCCACACGGCAAUAUCUUAGUUUGCUGCUUAUCAUGGAUUAGACCGAGCCCAAGGCUUUUGUGACAUAAUUGCAUCCAUGAGCAAAUGAUUUUAUCCACUUUGAUUUCAGUGAGAAGCAGCAUGUUGGAUAUCGGAAGUUGCCAGCAUUUCUGGCUUCCUACAUGCCUUAAGAGCCGUGACAUACACUCACGUGCAACCAUAUAUCCGAGACCAUUUCCCCUCCCUCGCUAUUCAGCUGCUGGCAGUUCAUCAGAGAAAGCUCCUGACAGUGAGUGCCACGUUUCCAGGAAGUAUACAGGGACGCCGAGCUUUUGGGACAUUUUUCCACGGAUGGUACCGCUCAGCCGGGGGCAAGGGUGACCCUAUACUAGCCCGGCUCCUCCUUCCGCAGCAGCUGGACGCCAUAACGUGGGAGCCACGUGUCAGAAUUACUGUGGAAAUCCCGUUGCCUGCAUCAGUCUGCGGGCGGCCGGCAGCGAACACGCCAGCGGACACAGAGGAUGUGUUCAGAAUGCAGCACAACCUGGAGCUGUGGGUAGAAUAUCAACUGUGAACUCAAAUCCUGAGGGACAGGCUAAAGGCUCUAAGAGCAAGAAGUGCAGCAGGAAGGGAAAGGCUGCUGCAGGGAAGACAGAGGCAGAGCAGAGGAAGGAGACAUUGACUGCAUGAGUUAUUGGGACUUCCUGACUGAGACACUUUUCAAAGGAGUCUCCUGAAUCAUUGUGCUCAAUGCAGACAACCAUCAUCUCCCCACUCCAGACUUUGAUAUCAACGGGUUCAUCUGUAGUUAACUAGGAGAGGAUCAGAAUUGCUUACAACCUCUUUUGCGUGUCCUCCUGCUCUGAUCAGAACACACCAGCAGAUGAAUUGCUGGUCCAGUUGCCGAAAUACCAUGCUACCACCAUUGUCAUGUAUCUUCCUGAUGUACGUUGUGAGGACAUGAAAUUUACCACUGUUGACCAAAUGAGUGAUGAUUCUCACACACAGAGGAGAGAGCUGGCACCUCCUCCGACUAGACUCUAUGAUGGUCAUUGUGGGUCUCCUGGCUUCCCAGCGCAGAGCACCUUCCUCCUGCCAUGUAGAGUGAAACAGGAACAGAAGUAGAUCCUUUCAGCUUUCUCCAGAACUCUUUACAAUCAAAACUAAUCCUAUAAUUCUGUACCACAUUCCUGCUUUCUCCCAUAUCCUUUAACAUUUUUUAUGUUUAGAUAAACUCAUAAAUAUAUUCAUAAGUAAAUCAUGAUAUACUGUAUGUUUAAAUAACUUGUUAAAUAUACUUGGUUUCCACAGACUUCUGAGGUAGAGAAUUCCACAGAUUCAUCAUCCUCUGAGAGGAGAAAUUCAUCAUCUAAGUCCUAAAUAUCUAAUUCCAUGUCCUAACCCCUGAUUAAACUACUCCACUAGCUAGGAGAAACAUCUUCCCUGUAUCCAGUCUGUUGAGCCUUGUCAUAUCUUUGUAUGUUUUAAUUAAAUCUUCCCUCAUUCGUCCCAGCCCUAGUGAAUUGACCCAACCUGCUGUAUCUUGUGGACGAGAACUUUUAUGUCUCCUUGAGUCAAUCUGGGGAUUCUCUCCCACUCCUUGCAGUUUCUGUCUCCGCUCCGCAGCCCUAAUGUGUGAUGCAGUCUGGAUGUCACGGAGUGUGCCUUUAACAACCACCACCUUUCUUGGAUCAGUGUUUGCGAAUUUUCAGAAGUUGUAUUUAGCUGAUUGUGAUGCCUUCAGAAUGCUGAUCUGAGGCUCGUUGCUGAGUGUAAUUAUCUAAUAUUUUUCAAAUGCUUUUUGACCAGUUUUACAGUAUUUUGUGGGGGGGAUAUGAUUGUAUUAUUCACAGCACAAGUUUAGCACAUCAUAAAAAAAGUGAAAUGUAGUUUCUAGACACGCGUGUGUAAAAUAUAAUUGAUGUAAUUGUAUUUGUGACUCUUGUAAAAUACCUUCAUGAUUGACCUAAAUGCCAUAAAGGAUUGAAUAAACUACUGUUA
Molecule: messenger RNA, 4030 nt
Organism: Mobula hypostoma (lesser devil ray)
Lineage: Eukaryota; Metazoa; Chordata; Chondrichthyes; Myliobatiformes; Myliobatidae
Exons: 3
Coding region: 100-1029 (309 amino acids)
Source: RefSeq, a predicted model, not a curated record